Molecule: messenger RNA, 497 nt
Organism: Ruditapes philippinarum (Manila clam)
Lineage: Eukaryota; Metazoa; Mollusca; Bivalvia; Venerida; Veneridae
Exons: 4
Coding region: 99-482 (127 amino acids)
Source: RefSeq, a predicted model, not a curated record
AUAUUAUAUGUGUAAUAUUUUUUUAUUUUGAAGGUGCUUUAGUGUGCGCCGUGACAGUGUUUGGUUGUAAUGAUAUAGACACGUCAGCUUGUGAACAGAUGUUUAAACAACGACCUAAUCUUUGUUCGGACCAAACAAUUGCUAAAACUGCGUGUCCUGCUUUUUGUAAACUUUGUCCCAUUGUAUGUUAUCAUUGUAAUGGAACAGUACUGGACACGGAUCAUUGUAAGACAGUAAAAACAUGUCCAGAAGGAUUCGUGUGCAUGAGAAAAGAACUAAAAUCUAUUUAUGACGGACAUCAUGAAUAUGAGUUGACAUGCGCAGAUAAACAGGAAUGUGACCAUCCAUUAAACGCCGGAGUGUUCGGGAAAAGACAUGUGAAAUCACGUGAUUUAACAGUUACAUGUUGUAUGGAAGACCGUUGUAACCAUCUUGCACCACAGACACCAAAACCUAUAACGCGUAAUGUAUUUUACCCCUAGUUUUCUCUUCUGAUG